AUUUGCAUUAGUGUUUAAACCAUAGACUGUAUAUAAAAGGUUUAAACUUACAGUGACAGUUUGGCGGAAGUUGUCAUUCUCCCACAUUUUGUCCUUUCGCGGACACCGUACAUUCCCUGUCACGUGACCCCGCCCCAUUUCCUGUUGCUAUUGUAUUUCACUUCCAUGUUUUUCUCCUCCAGCGUUGACUCGUCAAAGUGUGACAGUCGCGUCGCUGCCCCACCGACUCGCAAAGUUAGUUCGACACCUUCUCCCUGCCCCCCCCCCCAACCGGGGUCCUCGUCGCCACAGCCGGCAGAGGCGUCUCAGCGCUGCGGGGGAACCAUGGCCCACUGCGCGGCUUUCCAGAGCAAGUUAACCUCGGUCAUGGAGACGCUCGCCAAGGCGGCCGUGCUGGAGAUCAGCAGACUGUGGGAGGACGGGUUCGCCCUCGUGCAGGUCGAGCUGCGCCGGAGACAGAGCGAAAUCGAAGCCCUGAACAAAAAGUUGAUGCUGAUGGAAAACGAGCGACUGACAGUGUUGACUCAGACCACAAAUAUGUCUUCCUCCUCCUCCUCCUUCUCCUCCUCCUCCUCCUCCUCAUCAUCUUCAGCAUCUUCUUCUUCCAAGAGGGAGCAGCCAAACACGCUGCUGCUGCCAACAGGUGACGGGCCUGUUGCAGAUUCGGUCCAGGCCUUGUGUUCUGAUCCGGUUGUCAGAGAGAAGGCCGACACCUCUGCUAAUCACACACCACCACCACCACCCGCUCAGACAGAAGAGAUGCAGUGUGAGCAGCACAAGCCUUACCUCUGUCAAAGGGACGACAUGGAUGACGAAGACUUAAUCGUCAAGCUGGAGGAUGAGGACGAUGUCCAGAUUGUGGAUCGGCUAGUGGACUCUGAUCACAGCGUUAACGACGGAGCGGGUCACCACGAGCGGGAUCCUAACCACCAGCCUGCCGAGGUCCUGGAAGAACAAGAGAGCCAGCAGUGGACGUCUGUGACAGUGGCAGACAGCGACUCUGCCGAGGACUCGGACUGCCUUUUUGAACCAAAGCAGCUCUCGCAAAAUCUGGACUCGGAAAUCCUACUCAUUCAAAAUGCCUUGGACAUUUUUGAUAAUUCAGCAGAGACGGCGUAUUCUGACAGGUUCGCGAUGGAUAAUGGACAAGGUGCGUCGAGCAAAUCAAGGGCUCCUUUGACUUUUAGCCAACCUCAGCUAAGUCAACCUCGAGAAGCAAUAAAUCUCCCAGAAAGGGGAGUGUCCAUCAGAUUCCUCUCAGAGAAACAACAACAACAAACUAAACACAUGUCGACUUUUAACUCUGACAGCAGGUUAUUCCUCUUAAACGACCCGGAGUUUCAUAAAACUAUGGCGAGUCGCCGCAUUAAGGAGAAAUGGUUCAUCUGCCCGUUCUGUGGCAAAAGCUUUGAUCGUAUCAGCCACCUGGAGAUUCACCAGCGGAUUCACACAGGAGAGAAACCAUACACGUGCGAUAUAUGUGGCAAGUGUUUUUCUCAGAGGAGCAACCUUCGCACUCAUCAGCGGACUCACAAAGAGACUCUAUCCCAAAAUGCAAUUUGAUUUGAUGUAUUUUGAAAAAUGAGAGAAAAGCAAGAAUGAUUUCUGUGGCAUUUACGUCUAGAUGAAUUAACAAAUUAUCUUUAUAUUUUGAUAUUACUGAGAGGUAAUGUAGCUGACUGAUAUUACUGUGCACUCACAUAGCUUCGUUAUUUUUAAACUCUUUUUUAAAUCCAGUGGGCAGGCAGAUUUUAAAAAACAGGCAGGGGUCUCCAGCUUAGAAGUUUGACUUCUAGAAGGUCCAGUGUGUAGGAUUUCAGGGGCUCUAUCUGCAGAAAUAUAUAUAUAUAUAUAUGAGGUUUGCCUUAGUAUAUAAGCAUCUGAAACUAUUGUUGUGUUAUGGGUAUUUGAAUUAGAUAUACAUACACAGGGAGUGGGCCUGCUGUGUUGCACUGCCAUCUUUCGUACAUCGCUGGUUGUUGAGAGGACCUUUGGCAUUUUUUUUUUUUACUUUACUUGAAGGCCACUGCAUCCUUUGAAUCCUACACACAGGCUCUCCUUUAAGGUUACAGAAAAAUGACAAUUUGUUAUUAAAUAUCUGGCUGAUUGAAAUGAGUCAUUGUGGCUCAGAAACAGCUAAUUUCCCUUUGAUUGAAUGUAAAUUUAAAUUCCAACUUGCUUAGGAGCAAGAAAACAACCAGAAAACAUUCAAAAUUGAGCAACAUGUCGUGAGAUCACAGCUUCUGUGGGGAAAAACGAUGUCAUGCUGGAUUGUCAAGAGUGGCUAAUGUUAGCAGGGCCGGCGCCGGCAGCCUUCACUGAGUUGUACACUAUUGAUAAGUUCAACCUUCUAUUAUUUCUGGUGCUGACGAGCAGAGGUAGCGUGGUUUAAUCACUUGUCGACUGAUCUUGCUCAUCCAUGGAUCAGAAGGCGUUGGACUGGUGUUGUGUUUGAUCACGUACUCUGAUCUCAUUAUAGUUUUCUCAUUCACUUUCCAUUCUCCAGUCGUCCACGCCUGGUUCACUUGGGAAACACGUGUGUUUGUUUCUUUUACACCACUUCAUUCUACUUUAACGUCUGGACGGUAAACGUGAAUCUUCAGUCGGCAGCUGUUUGUCUUAGUUUAGCGUCAAGACUAAAACAAAGAGGAAUAAGCUUGUCUCGAACUCAUCUCCUACCAACAUCUCUGAAGCCCACUACUCUUUUUAUUUACCGUACAUACACGAGAUCUUAACCCUUGGCAAGAAAGCAAAUCAACUUAUAUACCAACUAUUCCUCUGCUACGGACGUUCAGUAACAUUACUGAAGUCAUCACGCCACUCUGCGAGAAUCCAC
This is a messenger RNA of Paralichthys olivaceus (Japanese flounder), 2836 nucleotides long. RefSeq lists its product as uncharacterized. Gene Ontology annotation, cellular component: nucleus. Lineage: Eukaryota; Metazoa; Chordata; Actinopteri; Pleuronectiformes; Paralichthyidae. Gene Ontology annotation, molecular function: DNA-binding transcription factor activity, RNA polymerase II-specific; RNA polymerase II transcription regulatory region sequence-specific DNA binding. The record is from RefSeq and is a predicted model, not a curated record. Gene Ontology annotation, biological process: embryo development; regulation of transcription by RNA polymerase II; urogenital system development.